AUGUUCAGGUUUUCACCUAAAGUAAGUUUAAUGUUCAAAAAAAAAAUUAAAAAAAAUGGGGAAUUUCGUGAAAUGGCGACUUUAAAAGCCAUUUCAAUUCGAUUAAAAUCCGUUAAGAAUAUACAAAAAAUAACUCAGUCAAUGAAAAUGGUGUCAGCAGCAAAAUAUGCCAGAGCCGAAAGAGAUUUAAAACAAGUUAAACCAUUAGGAGAUGGUACAAAAAUAUUUCAUGACAAAGUACAAAUUGAAAAAACUGAAGAACUUAAAAAAACAUUGUUCAUUGCAAUGACAUCAGACAGAGGAUUGUGUGGAGCUGUUCAUUCUUCGGUUGCAAAAGUAAUUCGAACAUCAAAUGACGGAAUUCCAGAUAAUUUUAAAAUUGUUUGUGUUGGCGAUAAAUCCAGGUCUCUACUGCAAAGAUUAUUCUCUAAAAAUAUUAUAUUGGUUGGCCGACUUCCUCCGACAUUUAGGGAUGCAUCAAAACUCGCAUUAAAAAUAAUGGAAUCCGAUUUUGAAUAUGAUACGGCUAAAAUUAUUUAUAAUAGAUUUCGUUCCGUUGUAUCAUAUGUAACAGAUAAUAUUACUUUUCAUAAUGUAGAACUUAUAAAAGGUUCAAAGAAUUUUAAGACCUACGAAUUGGAAGAAGAUGAAGAAGAAGAGACAAUUUUGUCUUUUUUAGAAUUUUCCAUAGCAGCCCUAUUAUUUUAUUCAAUGAAAGAAGGAGCGUGCAGCGAACAAUCAUCGAGAAUGACUGCAAUGGACAAUGCAUCGAAAAAUGCAUCGGAAAUGAUAAAUAAACUGACAUUAACAUUUAACAGAACCAGACAAGCAGUUAUAACUAGAGAACUAAUAGAAAUUAUUUCCGGAGCUUCUGCUUUAUAA
This is a messenger RNA of Pediculus humanus corporis (human body louse), 882 nucleotides long. Its product is annotated as ATP synthase gamma chain isoform 2, putative. Gene Ontology annotation, biological process: proton motive force-driven ATP synthesis. Lineage: Eukaryota; Metazoa; Arthropoda; Insecta; Psocodea; Pediculidae. The record is from RefSeq and is a predicted model, not a curated record. The transcript is spliced from 5 exons. Gene Ontology annotation, molecular function: proton-transporting ATP synthase activity, rotational mechanism. The coding region runs from base 1 to 882 and encodes 293 amino acids.